AUGCCCAUCCGUGGAGAAUCCUCCUGCCGCCACUUCCACGAGCUCCUGCCCGCGAAGCUCAAAGAGCUCAGGGUCAAAUUUGAGGAAAUUAAGGAUUAUUUUCAAUCCAAAGAUGAUGAACUCAGCAUUCAGCUGCUCAGCUCUGACCUGCUGGAUGAAUUCAAGGGGAGCUUAGGCUGCCAGUCGGUGUCGGAGAUGAUGGGGUUCUACAUGGAGGAGGUGCUGCCCAGAGCCAUGAGGACCAGCACAGAUCACCAGCACAGCAUGGGCGACCUGGGCAACCUCCUGCUGAGCCUGAAGGCAAUGAUGAGGCAAUGUCACAGGUUCUUCACGUGCGAGGAGAGGAGCAGAAGCAUGAAGCACAUCAAGGAGACGUUCGCCAAGAUGAACAGGAAUGGAAUCUACAAGGCCAUGGGAGAGUUUGACAUUUUCAUCAACUACAUCGAAAAGUACUUGAUGAUGAAGAGAAGAAAGUGA
Messenger RNA from Acanthisitta chloris (rifleman), 477 nucleotides. RefSeq names its product interleukin 10 (gene IL10). The transcript is spliced from 5 exons. Gene Ontology annotation, biological process: immune response. Gene Ontology annotation, molecular function: cytokine activity. NCBI's taxonomy places the organism in Eukaryota, Metazoa, Chordata, Aves, Passeriformes, Acanthisittidae. The coding region runs from base 1 to 477 and encodes 158 amino acids. Gene Ontology annotation, cellular component: extracellular region. The record is from RefSeq and is a predicted model, not a curated record.